AAACCUUUUGGGAUUCUGACAAGGUGACGCAAGUACAUAGAUGCUAUCAGUCAUUUCUAUUUUAUAAGUUUUGCUCGGAAUCAAAGGAAACACACACCCGGGCUUGUUGCACCGGGCGACAGCAUGAGCCAAGAGUCAAUAGACAUCAGAGCAAAGGGCUGUGGUCACGAGGCACUUGUGACCCUGCGCCGUAACGAACUGAUCCGGAAUCUGCGUGCACUAGUGGCUGUGCGUUUUGAACGGGCUAUUCCUAGGAUUAUUCUGGUCUUCGCUGGCCAGAUGCUAAGUGACGAGGGUACCAUUGACAGUAAGGGCAUUGUGCCCGGAGUCACCGUGCACGUGGUUUGUCGUGCUGAAGUUCCUAGCUGUAGAUUUCUGAAGUCAAGCCUUGGCAUCAAGGCUUCCAAAUCGAGCGAACGCUCUUUGUCUUUGAAAUCAGCCAACAUUUCCUAUCUUAACCAUGAGCCCGGUCUGAUAAGAAACCUUUUGCAGUCUGAUCCUCGGAUACGGAACCUUCUGGAAGAGAAUGUAGCCAUGCGCCACUUUUUAAACAGCGAUCAAAACCUACGUGAGAUGCUCUCGUUGGCUUUUAGUUCGGCCAAGCAGGAAUUGGGACGUCGCCGUGACCUCCACAUAUCGCGCAUGGAGCUUAUUCCCGGCGGCUAUGAGAUGUUGGGUCGCCUGAACUAUUGCAUGCUUCAGGCUUACGAAGACAGUGUCGCCAUGUCCUUUCAGCAAGCAUCAUAUGGCGCCGAAGAAGGCUCAAAUCCCCAGCGAGGUCGCGAAGUCAAAGACCCACUUCCUAAUCCUUGGCGCCGCACAGCAAGCAGAAUCGACCUUAAAAGAAUUGGCGUUCUGGCCAGACGCAUUCUCGCAGGACGGGCUUCCGCUACCCAACACGAAACUUUUACCAAAAACAGCCCCUUGAAGCAGGAGGCUUCUACUGAACCACAGGUCAAGCGAGUCGACCUUCGUGCCCGCAAACAGGUUCGCUGGAUGCAAUAUUAUCGUGUCCAGCUGGAACAGCUGUUUCAGAUGGGUUACAGGAACCGCAAUCGAAACAAACGAGCUCUGCUGAUCUCUCUGGGCGACGUUAAUAGCGCUAUCAGACUAUUGGACCACUGGGAUCGGUCUAGGGAAGAAUAAGAUCCGUUUGUAACACUUUUGUUAUGUUUAUUUUUGGCUUAAAGUCCGUGACUGCAUCCCAA
Messenger RNA from Drosophila eugracilis, 1208 nucleotides. RefSeq names its product ubiquilin-2. Gene Ontology annotation, biological process: ubiquitin-dependent protein catabolic process. The transcript has a single exon. Gene Ontology annotation, molecular function: polyubiquitin modification-dependent protein binding. The record is from RefSeq and is a predicted model, not a curated record. The coding region runs from base 124 to 1146 and encodes 340 amino acids. NCBI's taxonomy places the organism in Eukaryota, Metazoa, Arthropoda, Insecta, Diptera, Drosophilidae. Gene Ontology annotation, cellular component: cytosol.